This is a messenger RNA of Aedes albopictus (Asian tiger mosquito), 858 nucleotides long. RefSeq lists its product as uncharacterized. Bases 1 to 858 code for a protein of 285 amino acids. The transcript has 2 exons. NCBI's taxonomy places the organism in Eukaryota, Metazoa, Arthropoda, Insecta, Diptera, Culicidae. The record is from RefSeq and is a predicted model, not a curated record.
AUGAUAUACUCGUUGGAGCGGAAACCGAAGCCGAAAUCAGCUGAACAGCUUCAUGAUCAUUUGAAAAAGUUCUUCAAGUUAACCGACCUCGGAGAUUUGUCUUAUUUUCUCGGAUUGGAAGUUCAACGGAACGAAGGUAACUACAGUUUAACGUUGAAAGGAUACAUCGAGAAGCUAGCAGAGAAAUUUGGAAUGAUAAACGCCAAAGGUGCAAGGACCCCCAUGGAGACUGGAUACAUCAAAACUACAGAAGGAACCAAAGCCUUGGAAAACAGCGUCAACUACCGAAGCUUAAUUGGAGCUCUUCUCUACGUAGCAACUAACGCUCGACCGGAUAUUGCGGCAUGUGUAUCGAUUCUUGGGAGGAAACUAUCAUCACCAACCGAAGCAGACUGGACAGCCGCUAAACGAGUGGUUCGAUAUCUACUGGCUACCAAGGACUUCAAGCUGCAUUACGGGAGACCGCAAGAUCUCAUCGUUUAUUCCGAUGCUGAUUUUGCAGGAGAUGUUUCAACCCGCAAGUCUACUACCGGUUUCCUGUUCUUAAAGGCAGGUUCCAAGCGUGAGAAGGGCGAGGCACUUGUCAUCAAGACUGAACAGUUCCAGUACUCGGAAAUCCUGAAGGCGAUAAGGAGCUAUGCCAAGCUCGUGGAUCUGGAAGCCGACAUGCACAGAGUCAGAAGGGGUCGAGGAUCGCUUAAGUGCGACAAGGAGCGCAAUGGCGCCGUCUACAAAAGUCUGACGGAAGGGGACCUUGACAAGGGUGUCGAGGCUCUUACAGCGGAGGCGACUCUGAAGGUGAAGAACCUGGAUGAGGUCACUGAAGCGGUAGAGGUUGUCACUGCAGCAACAGUGUGA